Molecule: messenger RNA, 1518 nt
Organism: Rubroshorea leprosula
Lineage: Eukaryota; Viridiplantae; Streptophyta; Magnoliopsida; Malvales; Dipterocarpaceae
Source: the annotation of a GenBank genome assembly
UUUUUUUCUAAGGAAAAUGGAAAAAGGUAGCAGCCGGAAAAGGCCCACCAAAAACCAUGCUCUGCGCCGUUAGGGUCUUCACGCAGAAAUUCUCUCCUCCUCCCUUCGCCAUCAAAGCCGACUGUCGCUUUAGAAGUCUUCUCGGCCACAGCUCUAUAAUGAACUCUUCUUCUCGUUCUGCUCCUAGAGAAGAAGUUCGCACCAAUGGCACUGGUGAUGGGUGUAUCUCAUUGCAGGAGUGGCAAGGGUGGGGCAGCGGUUCGCCGGUUCCGGCAAUGGUUAACGAGUUGGUUGAGGAUUUAAAGCUUUUGAAGAAAAACAAUGAUGCCCAGAUGAAAUUUGGUGGUCUUGGUGGCAAAUUGAAGGGGGAUUUCAGAAUUCAGGAAGACAAGAAACACAGAGCAACAUAUCAGGCUUUGAGUGAUUCGGAAAAGAAAUUCCAAUUUUAUUCUGCUCGACAAAUAGCUUGUCGGUUGCUUGGAAGCAAAGGCUACCUAUGCCAAAAGUGUUGGCUACCUCUAGAAGAUUGCAUGUGCUCAAAACUAAAGCCCAGCCCUCUAUGGCAUGGCAUACGGUUUUGGUUGUAUAUGCAUCCAAAGGACUUUUUGCGGCAGAACAACACAGGGAAGUUGUUAUGGCAAGUAUUUGGUGUUCAAGCUGCAACUUUAUGCCUAUAUGGCAUUGCUGAAGAUGAGGAAAUCAUGUGGAACACAUUUAAGCUUGCAGGUUCUUUCAUCCUUAUUCUAAUGGUUGCAUAAUUUACAAAACAGUCAUCUACCAAGUUUUAAAGCUCAUUGAAGAGCAGGUGUAGGUACCUUUGGUCCAUUAGCAUGAGACCAAUUUAAGUUUUUUUAAUUACAUUUCGCCUCUUAUCCUUUAAUCAUAAUGAUAUAUUGAUAUUAGUAAACGCCCCUGAAUUUGCCUAUUUUAUAGCAUCUUUCCGGUAAUUAUGAAUGAGGAAUUAAUAUCAAAUGGUGUGUGAAAAGCUAUUUACACAGUGCAUGCUAUUGUUGCUUUUAAGCUGGAUUAAAUCACACUGUUUGUCCUUGAAUAUGAAUUUUCAUUGUUGUCCAUAAUUUUUUUUUUUUCCUCUAGAAGUAUAUCAAUUGAAGUCCUUUCUAUGAAGUUUGGUUUGUUGGCUAACAGCAUUGUUCAGCUUGGGCAUCGAACCACUUUUACAGAGUUCAUGGUGUCUAUUGAAAUGAUUACAAAGUCUUGCACUGAAGUAAAAGUUCAUGGGAUGUUUAACACUAUAAUUUGAUUGAUCUGGUUAUUAUCUCUUACUUAUGCAUCCCUUGCUUGCUCAGACUUCUCAAAUAUUAUUUUCUUUUGAUUCUGGAAAUAUAUUAAAAAGAUAUUGCCUACUAGAAGUAAUUGCAUCUAGAGCAAUUUCAGGACAAGACAGUGUUUGGUGCCUUUAUCCAAACCAGAAUACAGCACCAAAAUCAGUUCAGGAAACCAUUGGUUGUGAAUCUUCAGCUGAUUCAGAAUGUGCACAAAUGAAGGUACUAUGCUGUU